AUGUAUGCAUUGUUUACUAAUGCCGAGGGCGUCUGUCACCUGUGUGUGCCGCCUGACCCCGGUAUCCAGUCUGCUGCUCUAGGUGCUGGUGAGGCUGCUGCUCUAGGUGCUAGUGCGUUUAUUGCCCAAGGUGCUGGUGAGUCUACCCUCUCAGGUACCACGUUGGCUCAGGCCUUUCACACCUUCACCCUUGACUCGGGUGCUUCCCGCUCCUUCUUUCGAGACCGCACCACGCUUACGCCGCUUAGUCGGCCGGUUGCGGUCUCCCUGGCGGACCCCUCUGGGGGUCCUGUCCUUGCUAGCUUCUCCACUAACUUACCGUGCCCGGCAGCCCCCUCUGGCACCCUACUACCCUUUGGCACCACCGCCUUAGUCACCCCUCCCUGCCUUGUCUCUGAGGCAUGGCCUCCCAUGUCCUUGUCUCUGGUCUUCCCCGGUCUCUCCCUCCCCUACCUCCGGGGCCUGCCCCUACCUGCGUCCCCUGCGUCGAGGGGCGACAGCGCGCCGCCCCUCACUCCUCCGAGUUUCCUCCGACAGAGGCUGCGCUGCAAACUCUUCACAUGGACGUGUGGGGCCCCGCCCACACAGGGGCACGAGCGUUACUUCUUGUUGGUGGUUGACGACUACUCGCGUUACACUACAGUCUUCCCCUUGCGCAGCAAGGGUGACGUCACUGAGGUGUUGAUCGACUGGAUCCGCGCAGCUCGUCUCCAGCUCAGAGAGAGUUUCAGCUCGGAAUUUCCUGUUCUGCGUCUGCACUCUGACAGAGGCGGGGAGUUUUCCUCUGCCCGUCUGGGAGCAUUCUGUCAUGCACAGGGCAUUCGUCAGACCUUCACGCUUCCGGCCUCUCCACAGCAAAAUGGGAUUGCUGAGCGCGGCAUUGGCAUGGUCAUGGACGUCGCUCGUACGUCCAUGAUCCAUGCGGCUGCUCCCCAUUUUCUGUGGCCAUAUGCGGUUCGGUACCCAGCGCAUCAGCUCAACCUUCAGCCCCGGGUCUCCUUGCCUAAGACCUCCCCCACCUUGCGGUGGACAUGGAAGGUUGGCGAUGCGUCUGCAUUUCGGGUCUGGGGAUCUCGGGCGUUUGUUCGCGACCUCUAUGCGGACAAGUUGUCCCCUCGUGCUGUUCCCUACGUAGACGCACUCAAGCCUCUCGAGGUAGCUGUUAACUCUGGUGCUGCUAGAGGUGCUGAGCCUGUGUGUGCCGGGUCAGGCGGUGCUGAGUCUGGGGGUGUUGAGACUGGGGGUGCUGAGCCUGGGGGUGCUGGGUCUGGGGGUGCUGAGCCUGGGGGUGCGGAGACUCGGGGUGCGGAGCAUGGGGGUGUGGAGCCUAGGGGCGCUGGGGCUGCUCGUGUGGCCGGUGGAGGUGCUUCGUCGAGGCGGGAGCCACUCUCUCCAUGGGAGCUGCGCGAGUGGUUUGCCCGCCGCUGGAGACGUGCUGCUGGAGCUGGAGGUACUACUGUUGCUGCUGGUCCCGGAGGUGCUCGUACUGGCGGUCCUCGAGCUGCUGGGACUAGGGGUGCUGCUGGGGCUACUGGAGUUGGUCCUCUUGAAGCUGCUGGCGGUGUUAGUGCUGCUGGAGCUAGAGCCACUGGGGGUGUUGGCGCUGGUCUUUCUACUGGCGCUGGUGCGUCUGGGGGUGCUGCUGAGACUGCUGGAGCUGACGGUCCUACUGGUUUGGUGCUGCUGGAGCUGGAGCUGCUGGGGGUGUUGGCGCUGGCUGUGCUGCUGGCGCUAGUGCUUCUAAGGGUGCUGGAAUUGGCGCUGUUGGAGCUGGAGGUGGUGCUGGCGCGGGUGCUGCCGCUAGGGAUACAGUCGCAGUCACAGUUACAGCCCGCCUCCCCUCUACCUGCUCCUUCUCCCUACACUGGUCCUACUGGAGGUCUUGCUGAGCGUCUUGAGCCUGCGUCUCGUCCUGCGUCGCCUGUUCGUGCUGCUCACAUUAGUGGCCGUACUGCGCGUCUGCGUCCUCCUGCAGUCCCCGACACACACGAGAUGGCACUGCGUCCUUCCACUACUCCUCUGCGUGUCCCGUUGCUGUCUCCUCCAGAGUCCCCUCUUCCUACUCUUGCUGACUCGGAAUCUGACUCUCUUCAUGCUACCAGUCCUACUCUCACGCGUCUCCUGGCUACUGUUGUCACUGACCCUACCUUUGAGUCCGUUGCUGCGUCUGCCUUAGUUGCUGAGCUUGUUGACUUCGCUACUCGCUGUCGUCUAGACUACGUUGCUAGUCUCUGGCAGCCGGCCAUGGACGCAGAGAUGGCUUCCUGGAAGUCCACAGGCACCUAUGUUGACGAGGUUCCCCUACCUGGGGCGAACAUUGUCAAUGGCAUGUGGAUUUUCAGGGUGAAGCGGCCGCCGGGUUCUCCGCCUGUCUUCAAGGCGCGUUACGUGGCUCGAGGCUUCACCGCUCAGCGCGACUACGAGCUUCACUCUCUUGACUUCAGAACGGCUUUCCUGCAGGGCAGCCUGCACGAGGAGAUCUGGCUGCGCUGCCCACCUGGCUUCACUGGGUCGUUUCAUCCUGGUACCCAGUGGAGCCUCCGGCGACCAGUCUACGGUCUCCGCCAGGCGCCCCGUGAGUGGCACGACACACCGAGUACUACACUUGCGGCUCUUGGGUUUGCUCCUUCUACUACUGACCCGUCGGUGUUUCUACGCACCGACACGUCUUUGCCGCCGUUCUACAUCCUCGUGUACGUCGACGACUUGGUCUUUGCUACUGCUGACACUGCUUGA
Molecule: messenger RNA, 2736 nt
Organism: Closterium sp. NIES-65
Lineage: Eukaryota; Viridiplantae; Streptophyta; Zygnematophyceae; Desmidiales; Closteriaceae
Source: the annotation of a GenBank genome assembly